Messenger RNA from Trypanosoma brucei brucei TREU927, 1815 nucleotides. RefSeq lists its product as hypothetical. Bases 1 to 1815 code for a protein of 604 amino acids. The record is from RefSeq and is a predicted model, not a curated record. The transcript has a single exon. NCBI's taxonomy places the organism in Eukaryota, Euglenozoa, Kinetoplastea, Trypanosomatida, Trypanosomatidae. Gene Ontology annotation, molecular function: protein binding.
AUGGGGGCUGGAGCGUCGUCAGACAAUGCCGCCAUCAGUGCUUUGGCUAAAAGUAAUACACGGGCUAAACUUCUUGUGAAUGGCCACACCAGAGAGGUGUCGAGCAGAAGUUCCAUCAUCAGUCGAAAUACCGCUGUGAAGAAGCCGAAUAAAACCCAUAAGGAGGAGGUCGCCCGAGGUGACGAGGAAUUUCAUGUAGUGGAUGAAGCAGAUGAGGCGACAUUGCAGGUUCUGAAUGCUGUCAAGGAGGCCGAACGGCUGGUGGACGUGAGAGGAACAGUUAAACUUCAGCUUCUUCACAGCUGUUACCCACUUCUUGAGCAGGUACCGGCCCAUCGCUUCGAUCAUCUUGCGGUAUUAGUGUACCAGAAGGAGGGUGACGUUUUUGCUUCACUUGGAGAUGUAGAGAGCGCCAAAACAGUAUACGCACGCGCCAUACAGAUCGCUGAGACGCGCGUGGCACGAGGUGAGAAGGAAAUGUACAUGGUUCUGAAGCGCUAUGUGUUAGCUAUGGUGGGUAUGGCGAGGAUAUGGUACGAGCAGGAACGAAACACCAUAGGAUUUACAUUUGCGAACAAUCAGGCACAGCCCCCUACAUCGUCAAAUAGCAGUGUGUGUUCCGAUACUUCGUUUACGAGUAGCGUUUUAUCCGAUUCUAGUAUAUUUAGCUUGAAUCAGGAGGUUCUCAAGUCCAUCGUUCCAAAGCAGCCGCGGCGGCGAGUUGGCCCCACAGUGAGUGUGGUUAAAAUUCCUCGCCCGAAGGUGACAAAACCGAAUUACACCACAGAAGAUGACUUUGUACUGCGCAGUCAAAUGACACGUGAACUCAAGGCAUCUCCAUGUGAGUUGCUGCUGCUUCGAUGUAUAGAGGUGGUGGAAAUAGGACACCGUAGGCAGUCGGAGCUCCUCAUACCGGCCCUGGUUGAGCUCGCCCAGAUAUACGAGGACUUGCACUUGUACAACCGCGCCUUGUUGUUGGUUCGCCGGUGCCUCGGAAUUCUUUGCGUCGUGUAUGACUACGAUCACCCAUGGAUUAUCCAGCUACGACGGCGGUCGGAUUAUCUUGUAAAGUGUAUGGAACAUUGGUCGAAGGGUAAGUGUGCAACCAAAAUACAGGCAACAUGGAAGAUGUAUAGAGCCAUGUGCCUACUUGAAAGUGUACUUGGUCGCACCGUAACUCGUCACGUAUGGAUGCCACGGCCAAAGGUUGCCACCAACGAAGAUAUGGCGUUCCUAAAUGAUUUUGUGAAUGACCUGCCAGAUGGGGCCGUGCUGGCUGGUGGCGACGGCAGCACAGGGGAAACGACACCGGAUAGGGGCCCGAGCAUCCCCGUUUCACGAAGUAGUCCGAACGCUGAUGCGUCCCCUGAAGUACUGCGGCGUCGGUUCAGCCACACAUCGGUCCCCAGUACAGUAGUGAUCCAUGACUCGCGCGUCGUUGGCAACUCGCGGAAUACACAUACCGACACCACUAUGCAGAAAACAGAUCAGGGUGACGUGGUGACGGUGCGUACGGUUACCACACAUCGUGUCGUGACGGAGCAGGUGGUUGACAGUGAUAAGGAUUCUAAUGGAGAGGAGUGUUUGGAGGAGUCAUACGAGGAUGGCAGUGCCGCGCAGCGGCAAUCCUCCGGAGACACGGCAAAACAGGUGGGUAGGGGCAAUGCUAUGCAAAUCACAACAGUUGGUGGUCGGGGAGGUGGUGAGGAAGUUGUUGGUGCAGAGUCAUUGGUGCAAUCCAUUUCCAGUUAUUUGUCGUCUCCUGGAGAUAGCAAACGACGCCUCCGCGCCUGGAAAGCGGGGAAACCCGAGUAG